CACCAUAUUUAUGUAUGGGAGGUUGCCUGUUUGUAAUGUGUGAUAGGAGUUGAACUAGAUCUGUGUAGUUGAGUUCCAUCAUCUGUUAAAUUGAGUCCAAUCCUCUGUUAGUGAGCCUUCCUUUUCUAUUGAAACUUUUAGAUGGAAGAAAGCAUGAUGUCAGAUGAUCUCCAUGGUCAUUCUUUUGACGAAGCCUAUAUAACAUUUCAGGAAUAUAUUUUCCCGAGUUGGUCUUGUGACAAACGUCGGGAAGAUUAUCUCCCGCGUCGGUCUUCUGCCAAAGUCUAUAGAGAAUAUUGGGACAGUUAUCUCCGGCAUCCGUCUUCUGACAAAGCCUAUAGAGAAUAUUGGGACAGUGGGCCAAAUUAUUUCGACCGUAUGCGAAAUUAUCUCGCCGUGAAGGAUGCAUAUCUCGACAGCAAGCGAGGUUACCUCGAAACGAAGGUGUGCCAUCUCUGGUCCAGGGAAGGCAGAGAAAGAGAAUUUCUCGACCUAAAAAAAAGAUUUCUCGCCAUAAAAAAAGAUUUUGUGACCCGGAAGCGGGAGUAUGUGAGGACUUUAGAAGAUUAUGACGUGUGGGACAUAGAUGCCAAGGUGCAAGAUUUCCACAGCAUCAGGGAAUUUUUUCUCGCCCGCACUGCUUCACUUACCUCCUUAGACCCUGAUUUUUUCAGGCAUGAUGUGUUUCUGAGUUUUAGAGGACCAGACGUGAGAAAUACUCUGGUCAAUCGUCUCUCUGAAGCUCUCUCCAAAGCCGGAUUGCGUGUCUUUUUAGACAGCAAGAGUUUGAACAAGGGAGCAAAAAUUUGGCCAUCGUUGGAAAGCGCAAUCGGGAGCAGCGCCAUACGUAUUCCUGUAUUUUCAGAAGGCUAUGCAGACUCAGCAUGGUGUCUCAAGGAGGCCGCUGAAAUGUUGAAAACCCCAGGCUUGAUAGUUCCUCUGUUUUAUGAUAUGGAUCCAAGUGACGUUAGAUAUCCUCUCAAGAACUCCAGUCCGUACAAGAAGGCAUUUAAAAAACAUUAUGCCCAUCCAGAUCGGCAGCCAAAAGAAGAGAUUGACCGGUGGAAGAUUAGCCUUGGGGAGAUCUGCUCUCGUUCAGGCUGGGCCAUGGGUAUUACAGAACACUCCAAAGUUGCAGUAGAGAGGAUAGUGAAGGAUGUGAUUGAAAUUUUGGAGCUGGGCAAGCAUGCGUUAGAGAUUAUUGGGAAACCAAAAUCAACAUUUUUGUAUCAGUUGUCAAUUUUAAUGUAA
Molecule: messenger RNA, 1251 nt
Organism: Cryptomeria japonica (Japanese cedar)
Lineage: Eukaryota; Viridiplantae; Streptophyta; Pinopsida; Cupressales; Cupressaceae
Exons: 3
Coding region: 142-1251 (369 amino acids)
Biological process (GO): signal transduction
Source: RefSeq, a predicted model, not a curated record